Sorghum bicolor (sorghum) is the source of this 1339-nucleotide messenger RNA. RefSeq names its product hemK methyltransferase family member 2. Lineage: Eukaryota; Viridiplantae; Streptophyta; Magnoliopsida; Poales; Poaceae. Gene Ontology annotation, cellular component: eRF1 methyltransferase complex. The record is from RefSeq and is a predicted model, not a curated record. Bases 167 to 1009 code for a protein of 280 amino acids. The transcript is spliced from 2 exons. Gene Ontology annotation, biological process: methylation. Gene Ontology annotation, molecular function: protein methyltransferase activity; nucleic acid binding; S-adenosylmethionine-dependent methyltransferase activity.
AGCCUGACCGACCUGUCCGCCGUGGCUUCGGUUCAGUUAAAAAGACACUUGCGUUCCUUUCCUAUUCUCUCUCACCAGCACGCCGCCGCACGCAACUUGCGACAGGUCAACAUCGCGGCGGCAUCUCUCAUCCAGUCACCCCUAGCGGCCCAGCGACUGCUGUUCCAUGGCGGACGGCGACGGCGCCGGCGCGGCGGCGACGGGGAAGCUCGCGGAGCUCCCUAGCGGCGCCGAGAAGGGACUCCCCAGGAGGGCCAAGGCUUCUUCCGGAAGGACAUUAAACACUGCACAAAUUCCGCUUGUUGCGAGCCAUCCAGAUGUGUAUGAGCCAUGUGAUGAUUCCUUUGCUCUUGUUGAUGCGCUACUCUCAGACAAAGCACAACUUUUGACACUACAGCCAAGGUUAUGUAUGGAGGUUGGGUCUGGUAGUGGUUAUGUCAUCACCUCUCUUGCAAUCAUGCUCAGGCAAUUAGGCUCUGGAGCCCAGUACCUAGCAACUGACAUCAACCAACAUGCUGCCGAGACAACUCAAGCGACCCUUGAAGCUCAUGGGGUGCAUGCAGAUGUGAUUGUUACUGAUAUCGUGUCUGGUCUUGAUAAACGCCUUGCUGGUAUGGUUGAUGUGGCAGUUGUUAACCCUCCUUAUGUGCCAACUCCUGUGGAAGAAGUUGGAUGCAAGGGCAUUGCUUCAUCUUGGGCAGGAGGUUUGAACGGGCGUCAAGUGAUAGACAGGAUCCUUCCUGCUGUGCGUGAGAUGCUAUCAGAAAGAGGGUGGCUGUACAUGGUAGCCCUUGAAGAUAAUGAUCCUUCAGAUAUAUGCCAUCUGAUGAGCGAGAUGGGGUAUGCAUCACGUGUUGUCUUGAAGAGGUGUACUGAGGAGGAGAGCCUGUAUGUUCUCAAGUUCUGGCGAGAUCCGCAUGCUGUUUCGAGCGCAUCUCCUAAAUCUUCAGGCUCUGAGUCAUGGUUUUCUCAGUUGCCUUUCAAAUCCCUUUGGCACAAGAACUCGUAGCAUUUCAUGGCCUUGCCAGUUCGGAGUCUUCAUCAGCUCCAAAAUAUAGCAAGAAGUCUUUUGCAUAUUCGAGAUGGCAGUAUGUUUAGAUGUGUUCGAAUGGAAUGUUACUGUUGGUUUCUGAUUGCCUCAGGCACUCAGAGUGCAAGAAUCAUUCUAGCCUGAUCGGUUUAAGGCGCAACCAAAACAUGUCCUUGCCAGAAAGUACUGAACCUUUUUUUUUGUAGCUUAAAUUUUUAUCUUAUGUUCUCUUCGUGUGUAUAUAUUUUCUACGUUGCUACUAUGGAUUCAUUAUCUUGCUGCAUUUGGAAUUUGUGUUUUCUGUAUCAA